Arachis ipaensis is the source of this 1304-nucleotide messenger RNA. RefSeq names its product peroxidase 51. Gene Ontology annotation, molecular function: heme binding; peroxidase activity. Lineage: Eukaryota; Viridiplantae; Streptophyta; Magnoliopsida; Fabales; Fabaceae. Gene Ontology annotation, biological process: hydrogen peroxide catabolic process; response to oxidative stress. The record is from RefSeq and is a predicted model, not a curated record.
ACCCCGACAACUUGGUUACUCACAUAGCUCAUAUAUACCCCCUCCUCAUGCUUUCCAAUUAAGCAUCAACCCAACCAAACCAAAUUCUUUCUUCCCUUUCAUUUUAUAACUCUUGUUUUCUCUUCGAAUCAAACAUGAGUAGUGGAAUUGUGUGGUCACUCGCAUUAUUAUUGAGUCUCGUGUGUCUUAAUCCAUUUCAAUUAUCUUCGGCACAGCUUAGUCCAAACCAUUACGCUAAUAUCUGCCCCAAUGUUGAAUCCAUCGUUAGACGAGCAGUUCAAAAUAAAUUCCAACAAACCUUUGUAACUGUUCCUGCCACGCUCCGUCUCUUCUUCCACGACUGCUUUGUCCAGGGUUGUGAUGCUUCAGUGUUGGUAGCAUCAACAGGGGCAAACCAAGCAGAGAAGGAUCAUUCGGAUAAUUUGUCAUUGGCUGGAGAUGGAUUUGACACAGUUAUCAAAGCAAAAGCAGCGGUUGAUGCUGUUCCUCAGUGCAGAAACAAAGUCUCCUGUGCUGAUAUUCUUGCUUUGGCAGCCCGUGAUGUCGUUGUUCUGGCUGGUGGACCUUCAUACACGGUUGAAUUGGGAAGAUUUGAUGGGUUAGUAUCAAGAGCUUCUGAUGUAAAUGGAAGGCUACCACAACCAGGCUUCACCUUGAAUCAGCUCAAUUCUCUCUUUGCCGCAAAUGGCCUCACCCAAACUGACAUGAUUGCCCUCUCAGGUGCACACACCCUUGGAUUCUCGCACUGCAACAGGUUCUCAAACAGAAUCUACAGCACCCCAGUGGACCCCACACUGAACAAGCAAUACGCUGCACAGCUCCAACAAAUGUGCCCAAGAAACGUGGAUCCAAGAAUCGCCAUCAACAUGGACCCAAACACACCUCGCACCUUCGACAACUUUUACUACAAGAACCUUCAAAACGGACAGGGUCUCUUCACCUCUGAUCAGAUCCUCUUCACUGAUCAGAGGUCUAGACCCACCGUUAAUUCUUUUGCCUCCAAUGCUAAUGUCUUCAACUCCAACUUCGUUGCUGCAAUGACCAAAUUGGGUCGCGUUGGGGUUAAGACUGCCCGUAACGGAAAAAUUCGUACGGAUUGUUCCGUUCUUUGAUUCAAGCAAGACACAAAUAAUACAGGCUACUUUAGUUAUGUUUCACUGCAGAGUGAGAAUUUAAAAGGAAAAAUCUGAAAGGGUUAUGUUCAUUAUAUUGUUGUCAAUAAAUUUGUUUUGGAAUAACCGGGAGUUGGUUGGGUGGGUUAAAAAGAAAAGAAAAUUAAAGAUAUGGCUGGCGGCUGUAUUGUU